Bufo bufo (common toad) is the source of this 4320-nucleotide messenger RNA. RefSeq names its product claspin (gene CLSPN). The transcript is spliced from 25 exons. The record is from RefSeq and is a predicted model, not a curated record. Gene Ontology annotation, molecular function: anaphase-promoting complex binding. Gene Ontology annotation, biological process: activation of protein kinase activity; mitotic G2 DNA damage checkpoint signaling; mitotic DNA replication checkpoint signaling. NCBI's taxonomy places the organism in Eukaryota, Metazoa, Chordata, Amphibia, Anura, Bufonidae. The coding region runs from base 61 to 4005 and encodes 1314 amino acids.
GAGCGCGAAUUCUGAGGCGGCUGCAGGCUGUAUUGGCGGGAGCUGUCACCGGGGAGCGCCAUGGCUGCCGGCUUGGAGGCUCAGGCGUAUUUGGCAGAAGAUAACCAGAUUGGACUAAACGUCUUGGAGAGCGAUUCCGAUAGUGGUCAGGGAAGCUGCAAAAUGGAUUCCCCUACAGACAAGCAAGAAAGCAUGGCCUUCCUGGAUAAUGGAGAUUCAGGUGACGAGAUCUUGGUACGUAAGAAGUCUAAAAAAAGGAAAGUUUUUGAAGAAAGUGACGAUUCUGAUGGCAACACCACUGCUGUUACUGCCAACACUAAGCCAAGUCUUGAAAGUGAUGAAGAAAACAAAGAGAACAAAGCCACAGAUAGGAUAAAGCCUCGACGAAUCCGAGCCGCUCUCUUUGACAGUGAUGAUAGUGACUGUGAUGGAGACCUUAUUGCAGAUGGUGAGGUAAAUGCCAUAGUGGCUUCCACUGAUAAAGACAGUCCACAGAAAAACACCUCCGUAAAACAGAAUAACUACAAGUCUUCCAAAAAGCAAGCUGGAGUAGAAGUAAAAGAAAAAGGCAAAUCGAAACGUAGAGCAGAUAAAGAGAGAAAGAAAAUGGCUUCUAUUGAAAAGUUUAAAAAGGACAAGAAGCAGAGUUCAAAUGCAAGUAAUGAGUUACAAAGGGAAGAAGAUCAUCCUCCUUUUGAUGACAGUGGCUGUCUUUUAGCUGAUGGUGAGCUGUUUGAUAAAGACGAGGAGAGUGAUAAUCCUGAUGAAGAAUCCCUAGAUGCUAUACGUGCCAGCAUGAAAAGCAGAUUAAAGAGUCGUUCUCCUAAUUUAUCUGAUGGAGCAGAGGAUGAAGAGACGUUUGAAGAAAAAGAGUCUGGAAAAAGAAAGGAGAGAAAAGCAGCACGAAUAAGUAAGGAAGCCAUAAAGCAGUUGCACAGCGAGACACAAAGGCUCUUGCGGGAGUCGGCUGUGUCUCUACCAUAUCACCUACCUCAACCUAAAAGCAUUCAUGACUUUUUCAAGCGCCGAUCGAGACCAGCCUGUCAAGGAAAUGCAAUGCAACUAAUCAAGUCCUCAAAGUACAAUUUUUCAACUAUUGAAGACAAAACAGAGGUUGAAGCUAAACCCCCAGAGCCUGCAGAUUGUGACUCUGCCUCAGCACCAGACUGUACGGUAAAUUCUGAAGUACCUCUCCAGAAGCCACAAGCUGCUGCCGUUGAAGAAGCUGUGACGGAGGCUUCUGCAAGUGAGGAUUGUCAGCCUAUCAGCUCUGAGAAUAAAGCAGUAGAUGUUAACAAUUCAGAAAAUUCAUCCAUACUUUCUAGUGUUCAUGUUGCACAUCAAACAUUUGCUGAUGGGGAAAAUGACGCACACGUUCAAGAAAGGGCUAUUGAAAUGUCGCAAGAUAUUUCUAAACCGGACCUUAAGAGCACAACAUGUGACCAUGCUGAUGCAACAGAGGACAACCGCUCAAAUAUUGCUACAGUAAAAGAGAAGCCCAAGCUGUCAAAACUGGAAAAACUUCGUGCACUGGGAAUCAACCUGUCAGUAAAACCUCGCCUAUGUCCAGAUGAUGGCUCUUUUAUAAAUUUGGAUGAGCCAAAGCCAAAUAAAGAUCUUGAAGCACUAAAGGAGCGAUUCUUGAAACACAGCUUGCACAAAGUAAAAGCUGUGACAGAGAAGAAAGUUAAUCUCAACAUUGUUCGCAAAGAGACAACUGCUGAUGGUAAAGAGGAGCUAAAGGCAGAUGUUGUACCAGUCACUGUAGAUGUUGAAAACUGUGACAACAAAGUACAUGGCAAACCAGGUGAGAAGCUUCAAGUUCUUAAAGCAAAGCUUCAGGAGGCAAUGAAACAGAGACGUCUUGAAGAGCGCCAGAAGCGCCAAGCGUUGUUUAAUCUUGACAAUGAAAAUGGCUAUGAUGAUGAUGAAGAGGAGGAGGAGGAAGAAAUGACUGAGUCUGAGGACGAGGAGGAAGAACAAGGGAAUGAAGAAGAGGGCAAUGCAGAGACCAUAGAGGAUCUCCUUGGAGAAGAUGGGAAUGAGCAGGACCUUAAGGAUGAAUGUUUGGAGGAAAGUGACAUAACUAAAGUGACAAUCUCGGUGCCGAGGCCUGUACAAACAGAAUCAACUUUGCUGUUGUUUAAAGACAGUUCAACUAAAAUUGGCGAUUCCAUACCUGACAAGAUGGAGCAUGAUGAUGUUGAGAGCAAAGGCAAUGACAAAAUCGCAGAAGAAGAUGAUUUUCUUUUACCUAUGACAAAGGACAGCACAAAGGACAGCAGCCAUAAUAGUAGCUUUGAACUUAUUGGGUCCAUGAUUCCUUCAUACCAGCCUCUUAACAAGAGUGGGCGAAGUUCCCUCCUUUCCGGUGUUGGGGGAUUCCGGUCACCAUCCCCAGUUACCUUCAAAGCAAACUUCCUCAGCUCUGCAUCAAAGAGUUCAGGGAAGAUGUCGGAACCAUCCCUUCCUGUGGAAGAUUCACAGGAUCUGUACAACGCCUCACCUGAGCCUAAAGCAUCUUUUGCUUGUGCUGGUGAAAACUCUCAGUUCCAGUUUUCUUUGGAAGAUGACACACAAAGCCAAUUACUGGAUGCGGAUGGGUUCCUAAAUGUAGGGCACAACAGGAGCAAAUACAGCUCUGUUAAGCAAAGGUUAGUAUUGGAUACAAUGGAUGAGAAUGCUAUGGAUGCCAACAUGGGAGAGUUGCUGGACCUUUGCUCUGGAAACUUUAGAGGCACCCUUUCAGACUCCAGUCAGCAUGAUGGGCAUGUGCCCAAGAAAGAUGCCAUGGAUGAGCUGCUGGGAUUAUGCUCUGGAAAAUUUGUGUCACAAGCUGAUUCCUUAACUCAAGAGUCCUCAGGCUUGGUUAAAGUGCACUCGGAGUUGCAAAAAGAAAAUAAGUUUGCUCAAGCUGAGGUUGCUUCCUUUCCAGUAGAACGAGAGGAGAACGAUGAGGAGGAGGAGUUUGGUGAUUUUCAGCUUCUUCCAUGUGAUGAAUCAGACAGUGAGGAAGGAAAAGAAGAGCAAAGUGAAGUGGAGGAUGAUGAAUACGAAGGUUUGGAUGAGGUGGAGGAGGAUUAUGAUGAAGAAAAGAUUUUGAGAAAACAAGGCAAAAAAAGAAAGCUCAAGCUUCUGGACUUCAUGGAAGAUGAGGCAGAACUUUCUGGAAGUGAUGUUGGGAGUGGUGAUGAGGAUGAAGGAGAUGAGAGUGAUGACUAUGAAGAAGAAGCCAUAGAUGAAGAACUCCCUUCAGAUGAAGAGCUCCAGGACCAAGUCAAUAAAAUCCACAUGAAGGUUACUAUGGAUGAAGACAAGCGCCGCUUGCGGCUAUACCAGGAGCGGUACUUGGCUGAUGGGGACCUUCACAGUGAUGGUCCAGGAAGAAUGAGAAAAUUCAGGUGGAAGAACGUUGAUGAUGCCUCUCAGAUGGACAUGUUCCACAGAUAUUCUGAACUAGAAGAUCAGGAGGCAGAGAAUGAAGAAAUGGAUGAGGCAGAAGCCAAAAGGAGGAAGGAGCGAUUUGAACGAGAGCAGUGGUUCCGUGAACAGUCUGAAAAUGGUGGCAAAGAAGUAGAGGAGGACAUUGGGGAAAACAGUCAGUUCAUGAAGUUGGCAAAAAAAGUUACAGAAAAAGUUUUACAGAGGAGAUCGACCAUAGAAACUACUGAGCCAAAAAAGCAAGCCUCUAAAAAUCCUUUUGAAAUUCAACGACCUUUUAGUCUUCCAAAGAUUAAAACAGGUUCGCUGUUGAACAAGCCAAAAGAAGUACUUGAAAAACUGGCAGCAAUGUCAAACCUGAACCCUAAUGCACCAAGAAACACAAGGAAGUUUGUCUUUCACAUGCUGUCUCCACAAAAGAAAGAAGAAUCCACAGCUAAACCAAAACCAAAGGUGAAGCGAAACAUCAGUGCUGCAACCUCUUCACCCAAGCGGUUUAAGUCAGACCGUUCGGAUGCUGCCAAUAACAAAAAUCGCAGCAUCUUCCCUUUCCUGGAGAAUUAACUGGCUGCACUUUAUUAACUUGUGCCAUGCUUAUUGAAACGUAGUAAGGUGAGCGUCUGGAUGUGUCAUGAAUGUAGGCAAAAACAAGACUGGAAGUUGCCUGAACGUAUUACGUCCUUCAACGUUUGAACUGUUGUCUACAAAGUUGAAAUAUUUGAUUUGUACAGAUUGUUUGUAAAUGUUCAUGUUGUAUUCUUUGCUAAGUUAUCACUCUGUGUUCUUGUACAAAUUAUGUAAAUUUGUAGGUAUGUGCUCUCCAAUGUAAAAAAUUAGAUGCUUGGAGCAAAUAGUGUGUAUGUGUAUGUAUGUGUGUAU